Molecule: messenger RNA, 3306 nt
Organism: Megalops cyprinoides (Indo-Pacific tarpon)
Lineage: Eukaryota; Metazoa; Chordata; Actinopteri; Elopiformes; Megalopidae
Gene: tcerg1b
Product: transcription elongation regulator 1b (CA150)
Exons: 20
Coding region: 1-2973 (990 amino acids)
Cellular component (GO): nucleus
Molecular function (GO): transcription coregulator activity; RNA polymerase binding
Source: RefSeq, a predicted model, not a curated record
AUGGCGGAGCACGGAGAGGCAGACGGUAUCGGGUUCGACGACAACAGGAUGGCGCAGCAGACCCUGCGUUUCAGAGGCCCUGCCCCGCCUCCGAGCCCCGUGAUGCGGGGCCCGCCCCCGCUAAUGAGACCCCCGCCUCCCCCUUUCGGAAUGAUGAGGGGCCCCCCGCCUCCGCCGCGCCCGCCCUUUGGAAGGCCGCCCUUUGACCCCAGCAUGCCGCCCAUACCCCCGCCCGGAGGCAUGCCCCCUCCGCUGGGGCCCCCACACCUGCAGAGACCGCCAUUCAUGCCUCCACCGAUGAGCAACAUGCCGCCACCCCCCGGGAUGAUGUUCCCUCCGGGCAUGCCCCCCGUGCCGUCACCCGGGACCCCAGCACUCCCCCCCGCAGAGGAGAUCUGGGUGGAGAACAAGACACCAGAAGGAAAGGUAUACUACUACAAUGCCAGGACGCGGGAGUCCGCCUGGAGCAAGCCCGAGGGGGUGAAGGUGAUCCAGCAGUCAGAGCUGAGCCCCAUGAUGGUGACCCAGGCCUCGGCGGCAGCCUCCUCCACCACCACCAGCCUGCCCGUGGCAAGCACCGUGGCCAUCUCCCCAGCCUCCACCCAGGCCCCCUCCCCAACCAUGGCAACAAGCCCCGCCCCCAGCCCUUCCCCCAGCCCCGCCUCCACUCCUGCUGUCUCUCAGCCAAUCUCCACCUCUGCUUCCCUAGAGAUGCCCCCUCUCGUCAGCACACCGUCCAGCAUGGCGGCGGUCGCCCCGGUGACGGCGAUGAGCGUCUCCACGGUGACGGCCACAGUGACGCCGGUGCAGACCAUGCCGCAGCUGCUGCCCCACGCCGUUCCCCAGGCGACGGCCGCCAUCCCCGCCUUCCCGCCCGUCAUGGUGCCCCCGUUCCGAGUGCCUCUGCCCGGCAUGCACAUACCACUGCCUGGAAUGCUGCCAGCCAUGGCCCCUCCCCUUGUUCCCAUGAUGCACCCGCAGCUGGCCAUCGCCACGGCGCCCGCUGCGCUCGCCGGCGCUCUGCCUCUGCCAGAGUGGACCGAAUACAAGACUGCAGACGGAAAGACCUACUACUACAACAACCGCACACUGGAGUCCACCUGGGACAGGCCCCUCGAGCUCAAGGAGAAGGAUAAGGAUGCAGAGAAGGCCAAAGACAGGCCCUCAGUGGAGGACUUGGACCCCAUGGACAUGGAGGAGGAGCCCAAAGUGGAGCCACCAAAAGAGGUUAAAGAGGAGCCCAAGGAGGAGGAGAUGACAGAGGAGGAGAGAGCCGCACAGAAAGCCAAACCUGUGGCCACCUUCCCCAUCCCAGGAACACCCUGGUGUGUGGUCUGGACCGGCGAUGACCGCGUCUUCUUCUACAACCCGACUACACGGUUGUCCAUGUGGGACCGGCCCGAGGAGCUGGUGGGCCGGGCCGAUGUGGACAAGAGCAUCCAGGAACCCCCACACAAAAAAGGCCUGGAGGACAGCCGAAAGCUAGGGAUCAGUAAGGAAGAGCUGGAAGCUGCUGCUGGAGAAGUUUUGGACGAGGAGCCUGUUAAGGCCAAGAAGAGGAAGAAGGAGGAAGUCAAAGAGGUGGACACGGAGAAAGAGGCGGCCAUGGAGGCGGAGAUCAAGGCUGCCCGAGAGAGGGCAGUCGUGCCCCUGGAGGCGCGCAUGAAACAGUUCAGAGACAUGCUGCUGGAGAGAGGGGUUUCGGCCUUCUCUACCUGGGACAAGGAGCUGCAUAAGAUUGUGUUUGAUCCUCGAUAUCUGCUGCUUAACCCGAAGGAGAGGAAGCAGGUGUUUGACCAGUAUGUGAAGACCCGAGCGGAGGAGGAGAGGAAGGAGAAAAAGAAUAAGCUGUUGCAGGCCAAAGAGGAGUUCAGGAAGAUGAUGGAGGAGGCCAAGCUGAACGUGAGGACGACGUUCAGCGAGUUUGCGGCGAAGCAUGCCAAGGACGCGCGCUUCAAGGCCAUCGAGAAGAUGAAGGACCGCGAGGCCAUAUUCACGGAGUUCAUGGCUGCGCUCAGGAAGAAAGAGAAGGAGGAGUCCAAGAACCGGGGCGAGAAGGUGAAGCACGACUUCUACGAGCUGCUGGCCUCCUACCACAUCGACGGGCAGCAACGCUGGAGCAAGGUGAAGGACAAGCUGGAGAGCGACCACCGCUACAAGGCCGUGGAGAGCUCGGCCAUGAGGGAGGAGCUCUACAAGCAGUACGUGGAGAAACAGAUCAAGAACCUGGACUCGGAGAAAGAGAAGGAGCUGGAGCGGCAGGCCCGGAUGGAGGCCAGCCUGCGGGAGCGGGAGAGGGAGGUGCAGAAGGCCCGCUCCGAGCAGACCAAGGAGAUCGUGCGUGAGCGCGAGCAGCACAAGCGAGAGGAGGCCAUCCAGCACUUCAAGGCCCUGAUGUCCGACAUGGUGCGGUCGUCGGACGCCUCGUGGUCGGACACGCGGCGGAACUUGAGGAAGGACCACCGCUGGGAGUCGGCCUCUCUGCUGGAGCGGGACGAGAAGGAGAAGCUCUUCAACGAGCAUGUGGAGGCGCUCACCAAGAAGAAGAAGGAGCACUUCCGCCAGCUGCUGGACGAGACCACUCUGAUAACACUGACAACAACGUGGAAGGAAGUAAAGAAGAUCAUCAAAGAGGAUCCUCGCUGUAUCAAGUUCUCCAGUAGUGAUCGGAAGAAGCAGAGGGAAUUUGAAGAUUACAUCAAAGACAAGUACAUCACGGCCAAAGCAGACUUCAGGACGCUCCUGAAGGAGACCAAGUUCAUCACGUACAGGUCCCGGAAGCUGAUCCAGGAGUCGGACCAGCACCUCAGGGACGUGGAGAAGGUCCUGCAGAACGACAAGCGCUACCUGGUGCUGGACUGCGUCCCGGACGAGCGCCGCAAGCUCAUCAUGUCGUACAUCGAGGACCUGGACCGCAGGGGCCCCCCUCCCCCGCCCACCGCCUCCGAACCCACGCGGCGCUCCACCAAAUGAGACACCCCGCCCCCCCAGUCCCACCCCCAAAAAAAGCCAGCUGUACAGUAUUACUGCUUGUGCCUCCCAGGGCGUGGUGCACCCCACAGGACUCAUGGGUUCAUGAACCACAGGUGACAGCUAAAGGCUAAAGGGGAUUACAUUAAAAAAACGCAUCCGUGGCUUCAUUCACUCUCUGGCCCCGCAAAGCUGUCAGAUCCAACCUUAGGUAACAGAUAUAUACAUGUAUGUAUAUUCAGUUGUUCGUGUGGCAGAGGUGAACCCUGCGGGUGAAAGCUGGCGACGGCGACUUUUUCUUUUUUGCUAAGGAGUUCGUCGUCGUCAUUGUAAUGA